Nannospalax galili (Upper Galilee mountains blind mole rat) is the source of this 1237-nucleotide messenger RNA. RefSeq names its product CD27 molecule (gene Cd27). Gene Ontology annotation, biological process: positive regulation of T cell differentiation; positive regulation of B cell differentiation; negative regulation of apoptotic process. The record is from RefSeq and is a predicted model, not a curated record. The transcript has 6 exons. Bases 57 to 830 code for a protein of 257 amino acids. Gene Ontology annotation, cellular component: external side of plasma membrane. Gene Ontology annotation, molecular function: transmembrane signaling receptor activity; protein binding. NCBI's taxonomy places the organism in Eukaryota, Metazoa, Chordata, Mammalia, Rodentia, Spalacidae.
CCAGCACCUAACCACCAGCAACUGGGGCACAGAAAAGAGUUUCCUGGGCAGGAGCCAUGGCAUGGCCCCCUCCCUACUGGCUAUAUAUGUUGGGGACUCUGGUAGGGCUCUCAGCUACCCCAGCUCCCAAGAGCUGUCCAGCCAGACAUUACUGGGCUCCGGGAAAAGGCUGCUGCCAGAUGUGUGAACCAGGAACAUUCUUUGUGAAGGACUGUAGCCAGCACAGAAAGGCUCAGUGUGAGUCGUGUAUACCAGGGGUCUCCUUCUCGCCAGACUAUCACACCCGACCCCACUGCGAGAGCUGUCGACACUGUAACUCUGGUCUUCUCAUCCGCAACUGCACCGUCACUGCCAAUGCUGAGUGUGCAUGCCGCGAGGGCUGGCAGUGCAGGGACAAGGAAUGCACCGAGUGUGACCCCCUUCCAAACCCCUCGCCGACCAGACAGCCGUCUGAGGCCCCAAGUUCACACCCACCACCCACCCUCUUACCGUCUGCCAAAGAGCCGCACAGGACAGUCUGGCUUGUGCAGACUGCGGCUGACUUCAGGCAGUUUCCUGCUCCAACUCUCUCUACCUACUGGUCAUCCCGAAGACUCCUGUACAGCUCAGAUUAUAUCCGCAUCUUUGUGACCUUCUCCGGAAUGCUCCUUGUUUUCACUCUGGGUGGAAUUUUAUUCCUCUAUCAAAGAAGAAAACAUGGACCAAACAAAGAAGAAAGCCAGGCAGAGCCUGCAGAGCUUUGUCCUUACAGCUGCCCCAGGGAGGAGGAGGGCAGUGCCAUCCCUGUCCAGGAAGACUACCGAAAACCAGAGCCUACUUCCUACCUUUGAGCUGGCUGCUGGGCGGGGCCCUUUCCAUUGGGGUGCCAUCCAGAGAUCUGGCUGGUGGCCUACUGCACUACCAUCAUCAUCAGAACCCUUUCCUCUGUACACUGAGACAGAGUGAUGAGGACAGGAUUCCCGAAGUGUGCACUGACCCAGCAAGCUUGGGAGGGCCCAGGUUCCAGCUGUAAAACACACUUACUGUCAGGGGAGCCCUACAGCAGGGAAGAUUCCACUCUGAAGGUGAAGAUGGCCCAUCUGUAGAAGCCCUAGUGCCAGAAGGACUGAGCUCCCAGGAGAAAGGCUGUCUACGUACACACACCCUUCCUGGCUUUUGUUUCUUCUUUUCUAUAAGUUGUGAUACAACUUCGAGCAGAGAAAGACUGGGACUCUCUCAGUUUAAGCCAAAACUGUAA